Scatophagus argus is the source of this 4531-nucleotide messenger RNA. It is a transcript of the gene prkg2, whose product is annotated as protein kinase cGMP-dependent 2. The record is from RefSeq and is a predicted model, not a curated record. Gene Ontology annotation, biological process: protein phosphorylation. The transcript is spliced from 19 exons. NCBI's taxonomy places the organism in Eukaryota, Metazoa, Chordata, Actinopteri, Scatophagidae. Bases 225 to 2576 code for a protein of 783 amino acids. Gene Ontology annotation, molecular function: cGMP-dependent protein kinase activity; ATP binding.
AUACGUCACUCACACCUCGCCUGCCAAUCAUCCUGCUUGUAGCGCACGCGAGAGCGCGCACAGCCGAGAAGGAAAGAGAGCGCGAGAGAGGCAGGGAAGGAGGAGAGGAUGCGACCGGGGUUGUAGAUAGACUGUUUCUCUACUGAUGCUCGAAUGUGCAAACACGUCAUUUCUUCUUUCAAAUCAUCUUCCAGGAGGCUCUGAAAACUUAAUCAGGUGAUAAGAUGGGGAAUGGUUCGAUGAAAUCAAAGCGCUACAAACACACAGAUGGUUCUGCUGCUGCCUCCAACAGCCGAGGCCACAAAGAUAAUGGUGGCGGGUUCAAAAAUUCGUCCCUGGAGUCCCUGAGGGCCCGAGUGGACGAGCUGGAGCGAGAGGGCAAGAGGAGGGAUGAGGAGCUUUGUGCCAAAGAUCACCAGAUCAAAAGUCUCCAGGAGCAGCUGGCCAAACAGACCCGAGCUCUGGCUGAGCUGAGCGAGGAGCUGCAGAAUAAGUGCAUCCAGCUCAACAAGCUGCAGGAUGUGAUGAAGAGCCAGAGCGGAGCCCCGGCCGGUCUGGCAUCGAGGCCCCCUUCCAUCAAAACGAGCGGCAAGAGCAGCCCCAACCUCAGUGUCCGCAUCAAGGAAACCCUCAAUAGAAGGAAGGGCGCCAAAGCUGGGGUGUCAGCAGAACCCACAUCCAGGACCUACGACUCCAGCAGCCUGCCAAAGUUCUCCUUUGAGAAGGCCCGGGUAGCAAAAGAUGCAAGUGUAAAGAAGCUGCUGACAGACGCCCUGAACAAGAACCAGUACCUGAAGAGACUGGAGCUGCAGCAGAUCAAAGACAUGGUGGAGUGUAUGUAUGAGCGCACCUACCAGCAGGGAGAGUGCGUCAUUAAACAGGGAGAGCCUGGGAACCAUCUGUUUGUCCUGGCAGAUGGGAAGCUGGAUGUGUUUCAACAUAACAAACUGCUCACAUCGAUAACAGUGUGGACCACGUUUGGAGAAUUAGCCAUUCUGUACAACUGCACACGGACUGCAUCAGUCAGAGCGGUGAACAAAGUGAGGACGUGGGCUUUGGACCGCGAAGUGUUUCAGAACAUCAUGAGGAGGACGGCUGAGAUGCGUCACGAGCAGUACCGCAACUUCCUCCGAAGUGUGUCACUCUUGGCUAAUCUACCAGAAGACAAGCUAAGCAAAAUAGUGGACUGCCUUGAGGUGGAAUACUAUGAUAAAGGAGAGUACAUCAUCCGGGAGGGAGAGGAGGGCAGCACCUUCUACAUCAUUGCACAGGGAAAGGUGAAGGUGACCCAAACCACGGAGGCCCACAAGUUGCCACAGAUCAUCAACACAUUGCAAAAAGGAGACUACUUUGGAGAGAAAGCACUUAUAAGUGACGAUGUCAGGUCAGCUAACAUCAUUGCUGAGGAGAAUGGGGUGGAGUGCCUUGUCAUUGACAGAGAGACAUUUGAUCAGACAGUGGGCACCUUCAAUGAGCUGCAGAGAUACCUCCAAGGCUACGUGGCAACACUUGAUCGAGAUGACAAGAAGAGACAUGCCAGGAAGAAGUCCGUGUCGCGUCACCAGAGUCAGCCGCUGUCGCCAGACGUCAUCCAGCUGAAGGACAUGGUGUCAGCGUUCCCUUCAUCCAAGCCCUUUGACCACCUUGAGGUCAUUGCUACUCUUGGUGUUGGUGGAUUUGGACGAGUUGAACUGGUGAAGGUGCGGGACAAGGACAUCACCUUUGCACUAAAGGUCAUCAAGAAGAAGCAUGUUGUGGACAACAGGCAGGAGGAGCACAUCCACUCGGAGAGGAAGAUCCUCGCUGAGGCUCGUACGCCUUUUGUUGUCAAACUAUAUCGCACAUUUAAAGAUGACAAAUAUGUGUACAUGCUGCUGGAGGCCUGUCUGGGAGGAGAGAUUUGGAGCCUACUCAGAGACAGGGGGAGUUUUGAUGAGCCCACUGCCAAAUUCUGUGUUGGCUGUGUCACUGAAGCUUUUGAUUACCUCCAUCGCAAGGGUGUCCUCUACAGAGACCUGAAGCCUGAGAAUCUCAUGCUGGAUACUGAGGGAUAUAUCAAAUUGGUUGACUUUGGUUUUGCCAAGAAGAUCAAAUGUGGCCAAAAGACUUGGACCUUCUGUGGGACACCAGAGUAUGUGGCCCCUGAGAUCAUCCUCAACAAAGGCCACAACUUCAGUGUGGACUUCUGGUCUCUGGGCAUCCUGGUGUUUGAGCUACUUACUGGCAGUCCUCCAUUCUCAGGGAGUGACCAGAUGAUGACAUACACUUUCAUCUUGAAAGGCAUUGAGAAGAUGGACUUCCCCAAGAAGAUCACCAAGAGAUCUGAAGACCUCAUACGCAAGCUAUGCAGGCGGAAUCCUUCAGAGCGACUGGGCAACCUCAAAAAUGGAAUAACAGAUAUCAAGAAGCACAGGUGGUUUAAUGGCUUCAACUGGGAGGGACUGAAGGCGAGGAGUUUACUUUCUCCACUGAAAAGAGAACUUACAGGACCGACAGAUCACAGCUAUUUUGACAGCUACCCUCCAGAUGAGGACAGUCCUCCUGAUGAGCUGUCUGGUUGGGACAUGGACUUCUGAGACUUUCUGCUCAAUUUUUCCACUAUUUCCCUCCAUUGCACACCUUUAGAACAAAAACCUAGUGGGCAAAGUGUUUUCAGGUGGCCUAAAAUCACUUCGGGCAGCCAUUGUGGAGGUCCUCAGGUUCUGGGCAACGGUAGUUGAAUUUAACUAGCUACUUACUGAACACAAAUGAACAGAUAUAGGAGGUAUUCUCUUUUGAGUUUGACUGUCAACAGGUGUUAAACUGGUGUUAAAGACCUUCACUGUCAUUUUGAUAAAUAUAUCCGACUGACCUCUGAGCUAAUCAAGUACAGUGUAGUGCCAAUAAUGGUACAAUAAUAGUGGCAUCCAGCAUUUAAGUUAAAAAUAAGUAUUAUUUUAAUACCAGAUUCCCAAAGUUAACUUUUUCACUAAGCCUAAUUCCACAUUUCCAGUUAUUCAUGUGUUAAAACUCAUGUAGUGUUUACAAUAUGGUGGACAGGAGCUACCAUUCAAAGAAGAAGCAUUGAAAACAAGUCAGAUGGCCAAAGGCUGUCCAUUUUAGUCACCUGAAAGAGAGAGUGAUAUGUUAAUGACAUUUUCACCACACACCAGCAGCAGAGGGAAGCGACUUCAAAAAUAUCCUCAAUUUUAAUUCUGGAUAAUUACUGAUUACAGUUUUAGCCUGCAGGACAGUUACUAAGAAAUAAUAAGAAACUGUGUGUCCUGGAUAACUAAGCGAACCUCCUCAAGCUUCAUUUCAAAGUAUUUUGGAAGGAGUAAGUCUUGAAUCAGUGUUUUGUGUCACUGUAUUUGUAAUGUUUUGACAUUCCUUAAUCAGUCUACGCCCAUAUAAUAAUCUUUUACAAAUACCUCUAAAAUGUUGUUUUCAGACUUUUCUCUGGGCCCUCAAGAUGUGAUAGUUAGGGAACAGUGUAAUGCAGCUGCAAAGUUCUUAUUUCUUACAGCUGAGGGAAUUUGUGAUUACAUCUGCAGUUUAUGGUUGUAGAGGAACGGAGGUGUGUUGGUAGACGAUAAAUGUGGAGAUGACAUUGCAGAAAGAAGAAGGAGAAGACAUUCUGCAUAACUGCUGAGACGGCAUCUAACCACGAUGCACUGCUAUCCCAUAUAUUAAGCAUUUGUGCUAGGAAGCAUCAAGAGUGUCUGUUUCUGUGCCAAUAGUGUUAUCCCCACAGUCCCUCCACUGCCUAAAAUAUUCAUGCACAAAAACAUGAACACCUUCUUCACUUGUUACAGAGUGUGAGCAUCCUGCGGCGGGGUGCCUGACCUGAAGAAAUAUUUACCUUUUUGAAGCAGAGUCAACUUUGCAAUUUCCAGCUUCUUAAGGAGAAAGGAAGCAAUGCUUGGUCUGGGGCUUUGAUGUGAGGAGGAACAGGGUCAAUUUAUUGAAACCAUUUACGCAGUCAAUUUAUUUAAACCAUUUGGGUUUACUAUAAAUUGGCUGCAUACAUGUAUCUAUGUAUAUACUGUGUACUGUAAAGCACAAGCAGCAAAAAGACAAAAUUUAUAUGAUACAAGCUAGUUCUUCUUUUAUGUAUACCUUAAAAACUGGGUCAGUUUGUAAAUAUAACAUCUGUACACAUUGACUGGUGAAUGUGUGUGUACAUUAUGUACAGUAUGUGAUAAUGACUGUGUAUGGAAACACUCCAAAUUCUUAGAGAAGCUGUGGCCUUAAAAUAAUAACUACUGAUUUCAGGGUACAGCUGUGUUUAAUAUUUCAGAUAGAGUUUCUUGGUUUUUUUUUUUUUUUAAAAAAAGACUUUUUGCAGUUCAUCUUGUUUUAGAUUCGUCAGCUUCAUUUUUGUUUGAUGCCACAAUAGUUUAUUAGUAUGUGUUUUAUUUUCUUCCCAUCAUGUGCAGACCACUCAUUGUGAACAUUUGAUUUGUCAAGCACUGGGGCAAUGUAAUAACAAUGUUAAUAGAUGCAUUUCAUUUAGUUCAGCGUCAUGUCUGAACCUAACCUGAUAAUCAAG